This is a messenger RNA of Punica granatum (pomegranate), 1683 nucleotides long. Lineage: Eukaryota; Viridiplantae; Streptophyta; Magnoliopsida; Myrtales; Lythraceae. The record is from RefSeq and is a predicted model, not a curated record.
CACCCGCUGUUGUAGUCCCACUCUCUCCAACCUGCGGCAAUUACAAAGUUCCCACCCAACAAAAACCAAACUUCGAUUUCAUCGAAAGCUCCUGUCACGGCCCUCGUCUUCGUAUAAAUCGAGAGGGACAACCCUUUGCUCAUCUCUCAGAGUCCACUCUUCUUUCCGAGCUCAAAUCUUGCGGAUUAAUACAGGAUUUUGACUUUGUUGUUGGGAAUUUAGAUUCGUGAUCAUGGCCUCGACUGCAACUGCUGGGACCCAUAUGGCUGCUGUUAAGCCUGGAAUUUCUUACCAGAAGUCGUUCAAGCCAAGUAUAGCAGCUCUGGGUGUGGAGAGCAAAAAGGAAGCCUCUUGGACCAAGCUUGCGAGCUCGUCCCACAUCUCUUCGAGACAGCCCAUGUUGCAGAGCUUUGCAUCAAGGCGCGUGAAGCUUGCAAGAGUGACCACAAAAGCAAUGUCUUCUGCCAAUGAGAGCAGCCCGCUUCCUGGAUUGCCCAUUGACCUGAGAGGCAAGAGAGCAUUUAUAGCUGGUGUUGCUGAUGACAAUGGGUAUGGUUGGGCGAUUGCAAAAUCUCUUGCUGCUGCCGGUGCUGAAAUUCUUGUUGGUACCUGGGUUCCCGCCCUGAAUAUUUUUGAGACGAGCCUUAGGCGUGGAAAAUUUGAUGAGUCACGAGUGUUGCCUGAUGGCUCUUUGAUGGACAUUACCAAAGUUUAUCCACUUGAUGCGAUUUUUGACUGCCCCGAGCAUGUUCCUGAGGAUAUUAAGAAUAACAAACGCUAUGCUGGUUCCACAAAAUGGACUGUUAAGGAAGUCGCUGAAUCUGUCAAAGAAGACUUUGGAAGCAUUGACAUCCUCGUGCAUUCACUUGCUAAUGGACCAGAGGUCAUCAAGCCUCUGCUUGAAACUUCUCGGAAUGGAUAUCUCGCUGCAAUCUCGGCAUCGAGUUACUCCUUUGUCUCUCUGCUCAAACACUUUGUUCCAAUCAUGAAUCCAGGGGGUGCUACGAUCUCUCUGACCUACAUUGCCUCUGAGAAGAUCAUCCCAGGAUACGGUGGAGGUAUGAGUUCAGCAAAAGCUGCUCUCGAGAGUGACACACGUGUCUUGGCUUUCGAAGCUGGGAGAAAGCACAAGAUCAGGGUUAACACAAUAUCUGCAGGUCCAUUGCGAAGCCGUGCUGCCAAAGCUAUCGGCUUCAUUGAUAUGAUGAUCGAUUAUUCUCUAGAAAAUGCGCCGUUGCAGAAAGAACUCUCCGCAGAGGAGGUGGGUAAUGCUGCUGCCUUCCUUGCCUCUCCACUGGCUUCUGCCAUCACCGGUGCAGUCGUGUACGUCGAUAACGGUCUAAACGCAAUGGGAGUUGGAGUCGACAGCCCAGUAUUCGCAAACCUCGACAUCCCGAAGUCUAAGUAGAGUAAAAGAGUUUGAACGAGAGAAAUUAGUAAGAGGCGGACAGAGGAUUGUGCUCAGUGAAAUUUCUACUGGAAUUUUGAAUAAUAGAUUUGUCUCUCCCUUGUCUAGCUGCGUUUGAUUCUUCCUGGUGAGGUGGAACCAAUUUUCUUGCUUCGGUUUACUUUAACAAGUUUGUAAUUCUCGGGAUCGUCUUCGUCUUAGUUUUGCACUCAUAUCUCGCAUGUGAUACCUGCAAUAGCUGAAAUAACAACAUAGCUGUAUGUGCUUAUGGUGGA